ACACAUGUCAUAUCUAACUUCUAAAAUCGGAAGAUGCCCUUUGGGGCACUGACAAGCUCUCUAGCUCUAUAUUUUAUACCAAAAUCGUUUCAUACCACCGCCGUAAACGCCAAAAAUUCUAUCUUUCACUUGUUUCUCCCAAAUAUCUAGGGUUCAUAAUUCAACUUUCGUCUUCAUCGUUAGCACACCAUGCGCCCCUAUUUAUCCGACUGGCAUCUCGCCUUCAGAAGAUUUAGCUCGGUCAAAUCUAAACUGAAAUCCCAUUUCCAAUUUGGAAUUUAUCAAAGCCAGCUUCUGACUAUUAAUCCCGCAGAAGAUUCAUGGUCAAAGAGGUAUGCAACUAUGCCCGAAAAAAUCCAAGACGAUGCAGUAAAAGACGAUCCCAUUUCCAAUAUGUUGGUUGACUCAUUCGGAAGAUUACACACUUAUCUAAGAAUAUCCUUAACUGAACGGUGCAAUUUACGAUGCCAAUAUUGUAUGCCAGCAGAAGGUGUCGAGCUGACCCCUAGCCCCUUAGUUAUGUCACAAAGUGAAAUUAUACGCGUAGCAAACUUAUUUGUAAGUUCUGGAGUGAAUAAAAUUCGGUUGACUGGUGGAGAGCCUAGUAUUAGGAAGGAUAUUGAAGAGAUAUGUUCACAACUGUCUAAUUUGAAAGGGCUAAAAACACUUGCGAUGACUACAAACGGGCUUGCUUUAGCAAGAAAGCUUCCGAAGUUGAAAGAUUGUGGACUUAAUUUGCUUAAUAUCAGCUUAGACACGCUUGUUCCUGCAAAAUUUGAAUUCAUGACUAGACGUAAAGGUCAUGAAAGGGUAAUAGAGUCUAUCUACAGAGCAGUUGAUUUAGGAUACAACCCUGUGAAGGUUAACUGUGUUGUGAUGCGUGGAUUCAAUGAUGAUGAAAUUUGCGAGUUUGUAGAGUUAACAAAGAAUAAACCAAUUAAUGUACGUUUUAUCGAGUUCAUGCCGUUUGAUGGUAACGUUUGGAACGUGAAGAAACUUGUAUCCUAUGCUGAGAUGCUGGACAUAGUGGGUAAACGGUUUACGGGGCUUCAAAGGAUAAAAGAUCACCCAACAGAGACUGCCAAAAAUUUUACUAUAGAUGGGCAUCAGGGCACGGUUUCGUUUAUCACAUCAAUGACAAAUCACUUUUGCAGUGGUUGCAACAGAUUGCGACUUUUAGCUGAUGGAAACCUUAAAGUAUGCCUGUUUGGUCCAUCAGAGGUUAGUUUAAGGGAUCCUAUUCGAAAUGGUGCUGAUGAUAAUGAACUGCGACAAAUUAUUUCGGCGGCGGUCAAAAGAAAGAAGGCUUCUCAUGCUGGAAUGUUUGAUAUCGCUAAGACACCAAAUAGACCAAUGAUACAUAUUGGUGGUUGACUUCCCUUUUCGCUUUCCUGUUCUUCAGAGUGCUUCAAGCUUCACAGACUUACAUACGCAGUAUAGAGCCGCAUAAAUAUACUAGAAAGUCAGUCAGGCAGGGCUGGGCUUCGGUAUUAUAAUUUUGAAAGUGUAUGGAUAAGCAAUUGUUCAUCGUAUCCAAUAAUAGUCGUGUCUGUAUUGAUAUAUAACUACCUAAAAUGCGUGUUUAUGAUUCCGGUGUUUUUUUUUGCAA
Molecule: messenger RNA, 1609 nt
Organism: Helianthus annuus (common sunflower)
Lineage: Eukaryota; Viridiplantae; Streptophyta; Magnoliopsida; Asterales; Asteraceae
Product: GTP 3',8-cyclase, mitochondrial
Exons: 7
Coding region: 190-1374 (394 amino acids)
Biological process (GO): Mo-molybdopterin cofactor biosynthetic process
Molecular function (GO): 4 iron, 4 sulfur cluster binding; cyclic pyranopterin monophosphate synthase activity; metal ion binding
Source: RefSeq, a predicted model, not a curated record